AUGCGCACAAUUCCACCCUCCUCGGGGACAAAUACUUCGACUUUCCGCCCCUCGAUCCCUCUCCGCCCCCAAGCUCGUGUCCGCCCCCCCAACCCGCCAUUCAGGAUGCGGCCAUCCCUUUUGCCGCCCCUUGUGAUUCCGCAGCGCUUCUCUGCUGCGCCUAUCCUGCUAGCCAGCCACGACCAGCAGCAAGUCGUUGACCAACGCAUCUCGCAGUACCGAUCUUCCUUCCCGCGAUCCCAGGCGGAAGCCAAGCCAGAACCGCCGCUGCCGCCGCCCCCGCCGCCGCCAGUAGCAGCACUCCCGCUCGACGACCUCGACAACGUCGACCUCUUCAAUUUCUACCACCCCUGCCUGCUGCCCCCGACGCCCAUCCAGCCCAGGCAGGCAAGCCAUGCCUUCGUGAAUCGCGACCCGGCCGAACUGCCCGCCGACGCCGUGGUUCCCGCCUCGCGUCUGCCCCGCGGCCUGAGCAGGUACAAGUACACUGCGAGCAGGAGGGGCCGAGGCAGCUUCCGUCGUCGCAACCUCGACGGCCUCACGCGACCACAGCGUCCGCCGCUCUCACCCCUAGCGUCGUCACCGUCACCGCAACCGCGGCGGGUGAGUCUUCCAAAGUGGGAAGGAUGCGAGAGCGGCGACGCCAUGCCCACGCCGGGGGCAGGGGAAGACGAUGCCGCGGGGGAAGACAACGUCUUAGUCGGAUCCGUUAAUAGGGCAUGUGAUGCGCCAAGCCUCGACUACUGUGAUGACUCCGGCUCCGAGUACGGCGACUAUUCGGUGGGAGAGUGUGGAUCCCCGAACUGGGAGAGCGAGGAAGAGCGGGUGGCCCUGCGGGAGCUGUGGGACGUCAUCGACGACCUCCUCCCCGGUGGCAAUGUGUUGGAUCAUGCCGACAUCCAGGAGCUGGUCAACGCCGGGGAGACAGGAAGCGAUGCAGGCGGAUGGAACGACGUGGCGAGACGGAGUGACGACGGGAGCGUUGACAGCGGGUAUGGAGCAGCACCACAGGAUACCGCGUGGUGGCGGGACUUCAGGCAGAGGUUGCUGCUGUCGCAGGGUGACACGCUUCUGUCUACACUUGAGGCCUGA
This is a messenger RNA of Thermothielavioides terrestris NRRL 8126, 1092 nucleotides long. RefSeq lists its product as uncharacterized. The transcript has a single exon. The record is from RefSeq and is a predicted model, not a curated record. Lineage: Eukaryota; Fungi; Ascomycota; Sordariomycetes; Sordariales; Chaetomiaceae. Bases 1 to 1092 code for a protein of 363 amino acids.